CCGCCGCUGCCCCGCCGUGCCCCGACCACCCGACCGAGAUGGCGCGGGCGGUCUCGGGAGGAGGCGCCGCCGCCGCGCUCGCCUCGACCCUCCUCCUCGUCCUCCUCUCCGGCGCGGUCCACGGGUCCUCCUCCGCCUCGGCCGCCCUCCGCCGCGCCGUGCCGCGCGACGCCGACGCCGCCGACGUCGGGCUCUGCGAGCAGCUGCUCCUGCCGCUGGGCUACCCGUGCACCGAGCACACCGUUGAAACAAGCGAUGGCUUUCUAAUAUCUCUUCAGCAUAUUCCGCAUGGCAAAAACGGAGUUGCUGACAAUACUGGACCUCCGGUUUUUCUUCAGCACGGACUUUUUCAGGGAGGAGACACAUGGUUCAUAAAUUCUGCUGAACAGUCGCUUGGAUAUAUCCUUGCUGAUAAUGGCUUUGAUGUUUGGAUUGGCAAUGUUCGUGGAACACGCUGGAGUAAAGGCCAUUCAACUUUGACUGUUCAUGAUAAGCUUUUCUGGGAUUGGAGCUGGCAAGAGCUUGCUGAAUAUGAUCUUCUGGCGAUGUUAAGCUAUGUGUAUACAGUUAGACAGUCCAAAAUUUUGUACGUGGGACAUUCACAGGGAACUAUUAUGGGUUUGGCUGCUUUUACAUUGCCUGAAAUUGCAAAGAUGAUUAGCUCUGCUGCACUUCUUUGUCCAAUUACUUACCUUGAUCAUGUUAGUGCUCGUUUUGUUGUCAGAGCAGUUGCCAUGCAUCUUGACCAGAUGCUAGUUACCAUGGGCAUCCAUCAGCUGAACUUCCGGAGCGAUAUGGGGGUUCAGAUAGUAGAUUCGUUAUGCGAUGAUGGACAUGUGGACUGCAACGAUUUGUUGUCUUCGAUAACAGGGGAAAAUUGUUGCUUCAAUGGAUCAAGGGUUGACUAUUACUUGGAAUACGAACCUCAUCCAUCAUCAACCAAAAACUUACGUCAUCUAUUUGAGAUGAUCAGGAAGGGCACUUUCGCAAGGUAUGACUACGGACUGUUGGGAAAUCUGAUGCGCUAUGGUCGGCUGGCCCCUCCUCCGUUUGACCUAAGCAGCAUACCGGAAUCACUGCGAAUGUGGAUGGGAUAUGGUGGUCUCGAUGCACUGGCUGAUGUAACGGAUGUCGAGCGUACUGUCAAGGAGCUGAGGACUACUCCGGAGCUGUUGUACAUUGGUGACUACGGCCACAUCGACUUUGUCAUGAGCGUGAAGGCGAAAGAUGAUGUUUACGUCGACCUGAUGAGGUUUCUUAGGGCAAAUGGAUCGUUGCACAGUAGCUAUUAGGACUUGUCGUGCACGCCUGUGUGUAAUACGUCUGUACAGUGGUGGUCUGUUCUUUCUUAUUCUUU
This is a messenger RNA of Lolium rigidum, 1357 nucleotides long. Its product is annotated as triacylglycerol lipase 1. Gene Ontology annotation, biological process: lipid metabolic process. Bases 39 to 1292 code for a protein of 417 amino acids. The record is from RefSeq and is a predicted model, not a curated record. The transcript has 9 exons. Lineage: Eukaryota; Viridiplantae; Streptophyta; Magnoliopsida; Poales; Poaceae. Gene Ontology annotation, molecular function: hydrolase activity, acting on ester bonds.